CGGAAGCGAUUCCUUGCCUUGCCCUCGGUUCCCUUUGCUGCCUUCAGCUGCAACUCAAUUCUGGGCGCGGGAAGGAGUCGGUGGGCGUCUCUCCCGCUCCCGCUGCCAUGGCGUCCGGACCGGCGUCGGGGCGCCGCGGCGUCGGGGUGUUUUGGGCUGGCCUGAUCUCCGCCUGGGCGCUGGCCGGGAGCAGCUCCCAGCAGCCCGCAGAUGACAGUGUGGUGCAGCUGUCUGGUGGGGUGUUCCAAAACGGGGCAGGUUUCUUGGAUGGUAAAAAAGGAGACGGAGCCUUCAGGAUAGUCAAACCGUUCCUGAUGGACAAAUAUCCAGUCACCAACAAAGACUUCCGGGAGUUUGUGAGAGACCAGAAAUACAAAACAGAAGCUGAGCAAUACGGGUGGAGCUUUGUCUUUGAGGAUUUCGUCCCCGAAGAGCUGAGGAAGAAAGUGACGCAGAAACUGGAGUCUGCCCCAUGGUGGCUUCCUAUCGAGAAAGCUUUUUGGAGACAGCCUGCAGGUCCCGGAUCUGGCAUCAAGGAGAGGCUGGACUUCCCGGUGCUGCACGUGAGCUGGAACGAUGCCCAGGCCUUCUGUGCGUGGAGAGGGAAGAGGCUGCCGACCGAGGAGGAGUGGGAGUUGGCUGCCAGGGGGGGCCUGGAGAACAGGUUGUAUCCUUGGGGGAACAAAUUCCUCGCCAACCGUACGAACCUCUGGCAGGGCGAUUUCCCUGCUGUCGACACAGCCGAAGACGGCUACCAUGGGGUCUCCCCAGUGGCUGCGUUUCCUCCUCAGAACAACUAUGGGUUAUAUGACCUGUUAGGAAAUACCUGGGAAUGGACAGACUCGGAGUACAGUCCAGAGGGGCCUACUGGGGUCCGCCACCCUGCUCAGGUGAUGCGUGUUCUGCGGGGAGCCUCUUGGAUUGACACGGUGGACGGAUCAGCCAAUCACAAGGCUCAGCUGACGACAAGGAUGGGGAACACUCCAGACUCGGCCUCGGACAACCUGAGCUUCCGGUGUGCUGCCAGCCUUGCCGAGCAGCCGCCCCUGGCAACUGGGAGCGAAAAGGCAGAGCUCUGA
Lacerta agilis (Sand lizard) is the source of this 1079-nucleotide messenger RNA. RefSeq names its product sulfatase modifying factor 2 (gene SUMF2). The transcript is spliced from 9 exons. Lineage: Eukaryota; Metazoa; Chordata; Lepidosauria; Squamata; Lacertidae. The record is from RefSeq and is a predicted model, not a curated record. The coding region runs from base 108 to 1079 and encodes 323 amino acids. Gene Ontology annotation, cellular component: endoplasmic reticulum.